This is a messenger RNA of Sclerotinia sclerotiorum 1980 UF-70, 618 nucleotides long. RefSeq lists its product with no specific name. The transcript has 2 exons. NCBI's taxonomy places the organism in Eukaryota, Fungi, Ascomycota, Leotiomycetes, Helotiales, Sclerotiniaceae. Bases 1 to 618 code for a protein of 205 amino acids. The record is from RefSeq and is a predicted model, not a curated record.
AUGCCACAUGCAUUAUUUGAUGAAGUCGAAAAUCCAGAGUAUAAGGUGGGAGAGAGUCCCAGGGAUGCCCUUAGGGAAUCAAAAGUUGCCGGCAUUCAAGCACAUCUAUUUCAACUUAUCAGGACACAUUUUCCAGCUCUGGAAAAGAUACACAUCAUUUUAGCAGAUAGCAGAUACUGGAUUGGCUUGUUUGAUGUUGAGAACGAAUUAAGAAUCAUUGAUGUCGAUAGCGAGUUUCCGUACCAGAACUUUACACUAAGAGAUCCGUUAGUGUAUGAUGAUAGAAUUUGGGAUGAUUUGGGGAGUAUACUCCGCUUUGUCGAUCCGGUAGAUACGAAAAGUAUGUUGCGUGACUGGGAGAUAUAUAUAAAAGGUGAGGUGGAUGAAGAUGCCUUGGAGUUUUGGAAGACUAGGACACCAAUUCCCGGAUUAUUGUGUUGUUUUGAACCUGAUCUUAGUAACGUACCUGGAAAGGUAUCUACGCCGAAACUUCAUAUUACCGACAUAGAUGCUUGGGUACCCGCUCAUGCUGAUGGGACGAUGGUGGAUAAGUACAAAGGACUGGCGCAGAUUUUUGAUGGUGUUCCGUGGAGUUAUACUGGGAAAGAUGGCAUUUAG